UAAAAUACACAUUAAAAUAUUAUAUUCAUCAAAUAUAUAUAUAAUAAACAUUUCAUAUUACCUUUCUCAUUUGUAAUUGGUUCUUUAAUAAGUAAACAUCUUUAAAUGAUGUUGAUCAUUUGUUUUUUAUUUAUUUUUCUGUCUUUUCUAAUGCUAACUUUCACAGUAGUUUCAGGUGAAGUUGAAUCAGAAAUGGAAAUCAAAGAUGAAAUAGUUAAAAUUCAACAUAAAAAUAUGACAAUCAAAGUA
Clunio marinus is the source of this 249-nucleotide messenger RNA. Lineage: Eukaryota; Metazoa; Arthropoda; Insecta; Diptera; Chironomidae. The record is from the annotation of a GenBank genome assembly.